AUGGGCUUUGAAGAUACCUUUAAACAACUUGAACAAAAUUCGCCAGCAGUAUAUCAAGAAGCAAUCAGAAUUCUUACCAAAAUUGCUGAAAACAUUAUAAAAAACCCAUCUGAUUUAAAAGUUCGAACACUACAAAAGUCAAAUGUAACGAUUUCUAAUAAGAUUUUGUCAAUCAAGGGAGGAAAAGAAUGUUUGAAGCUAAUGGGAUUUGAAGAAAAAAAUUCUACAUUUGUAAUUAAUGCGCAUGUGCCAGUUAAGACAGUUGUUGAUUUUAAAAUGGCGAUAUUAUCCUGGAAAAAUAUUUUGGAACAAAAGCAAGCUUCAAAGGCACAGACUUCAAUUUUGCAAACUCCUACUAAGACGUCCAAUAUUGGAACUAGUUCUAAUAAAGAGAUUAUAAAGAAUAGUACUUCUACACCAACGGAAAAGAGUUCGAGUUUAGUUUUACAAGCAGCCUCUACGAGUAGCAACACUGGAUUCAGUAAUAAGACGGAAAAAGUGAUAAAAAAAGUUAAUCUACCAAAAUUAGAACACUUCUAUACACAUCCCUUUUUAAGAGUGCUGGAAACAUAUUCCCAUCAUGUUUUGCAAUAUGAAGAUAAAGAUCUCCAAGAUCGAACUCGAAACAUAAUACCCGUGGCAAAAUUAGAAGAAAAUGCUCAAAAACGACUGAGAUUGAUACAAACGCAUAUCAAAAAAAAUAAACUGAUAGACCCAGACUUGUCCGUACAAGACAUGCUUAUUUUGGAAUUGUUGCAAUGGUUUAAACAAGAGUUUUUUGAAUGGGUCGAUAGUCCAGCAUGUGAGCAUUGUGGUGGAGCUACUGCGUUUUCACAUAUGAGUACGGAUCGUGAGUUAUUACAAUAUACAGAUCGUGUUGAGUUGCAUAGGUGUAAGAGUUGCCAGAAAUUUACACCAUUUGCUCGGUAUAAUGAUCCCAAUAUUUUACUUGAAACGCGACGUGGACGUUGUGGAGAAUGGGCCAACACUUUUACUUUAUGUUGCCGUGCUAUGGGAUGGGAUGCAAGAUACGUUGUAGAAGAAGGAGAUCACGUAUGGACAGAGGUUUAUUCUAUUACUCAAAAACGUUGGCUACACUGUGAUCCUUGCGAAAAUAUCUGUGAUACACCUUUAAUUUAUGAAUCCGGCUGGAAGAAGAACAUUUCUUACGUAAUGGCUUAUUCCGCAGAAAAUGUUCAAGAUGUUACUUGGCGGUAUUCCAGUAAUCAUAAGGAAGUGUGUAAAAGACGGAAAAAAUGUACGGAAGAACAACUUUUAUCGGCUAUUUUAAAAAUCAGGGAGAAAUUACAAAAGAAUUUACCACAAUCUAGAAAAAGUUAUUUAGUCAAGAGAACUGUAUUGGAAUUAGUUGAAUUCUUACAUGAAAAGAAACCAAAAGAUGAUGAAUUACAAGGUAGAUCUUCUGGAUCAGAAAUUUGGCGUUUGGCAAGAGGAGAAAUUCAAGAAACUGCUUCGUCGGAGUAUAUCUGGCAAAUAAACUCAGAAGAUAUUAUCGACGACACAGUAACUAUUAGAUACUCACCGUCCAUAAAUAGAUAUGAAUAUAUUUCAGGAAGUAAGUUAUUGAACUCGCUGAACGAUUGGAGUUCUGGAACAUUUAAACACGAAAGUGUGUUUAGGAAAGAAGAAAAAGAUUGGAAAAUGGUGUACAUAGCUAGAAUAGAUGGUCAAGAACAAGGCAUUGUUUCCUGGAAAUUUAAUUUAAAGAACACUAACAAAAAUUUGGAUACAGUAGAUGUACAAUUUGGACAUAAAACAUUUGAAAAAGGAGUAGUCAGUGUUAGAAUAUGUGCUGCGGAUACAUGUAUAAUGUUACCCAAGG
Messenger RNA from Diabrotica balteata, 1843 nucleotides. The record is from the annotation of a GenBank genome assembly. Lineage: Eukaryota; Metazoa; Arthropoda; Insecta; Coleoptera; Chrysomelidae.